Peronospora matthiolae is the source of this 336-nucleotide messenger RNA. The record is from the annotation of a GenBank genome assembly. Lineage: Eukaryota; Oomycota; Peronosporomycetes; Peronosporales; Peronosporaceae.
AUGCGCGUCGCCAACUCCGACCAUGUAGAGGUGGCGCUCGGCUCAGAGGAGUUAUCCCAUCAUGUGCUCAAGCUUCGGCCGCUGUGUCCACCAGGAAUCGACCUGAGUGUGGUAACAGCGCUCCGCCAUGUUGGAAAGAAAAUUCCCGAGCAAGUAAACUCUAACAUUCUUCGUCCACGCGAACCCGCAAGACACUUCCGCCAAGCUCACUGUGCGCAAGAAGCCAUUGAGGUCUGGGCGCGCGUACGCCUGCGGUGGAGCGACCUGUUGAGGCGGCGGUCGAACUGCGUACAUCGUCGCGCGACGCUGCGGAUGCGGCGUCUCAAGAGACGCUAA